AUGAGUAUAAUAGUGUUGUUAACAUUAUUCGUUUUUGGUUAUUGCGAUUAAAAGGAAGCAGGAUUACAGAAAGUGAAGGUUCAAGUAGCUACCGUAUUGGAUGGAUACUAUAAAGAAUUUGACGGAAUAUUAUGUUAUUCUGAGAAAUAUAAUCAAUUUGUGAUUUAUCAUGAGAGGUCUAAGGCUAAAAGUAAGAGUGAGUUAUGAUCGAUAGAUUUGAAGGAGUUGUUUCCUGAAACAGAUUUCUUUUUGUAGUUUGGAAUGAAUGGAAAUGUAGUGGGAUUGAGUCUCUAGAAUUUUGCUCCUCAAUUGAUAAUUAACGAAGAUUAAUACAAGAGUGUGGUAUUUACUGUGAAGCCUGAAGUGAAGAAGGGUAAGAGAGUAUUUGGAUGAUUUAUUAGGAACAACGUUGAAAAUCGCUUUUGUUCAUGCUGAUUAUGAGGGCGAACAAGAGAGAUUUAUCGAUCUGAUGGAGAACGGUUUAAGUGGGUAUACGCCAAUCAGUGAGACUCAAUUGGAUUUCGCAGCAAUGUAAUUUGAACAUAAGUUUAUUUAAUAUGUAAAGAAGAUGCACGAUGAAUUGUGA
Molecule: messenger RNA, 586 nt
Organism: Paramecium octaurelia
Lineage: Eukaryota; Ciliophora; Oligohymenophorea; Peniculida; Parameciidae
Source: the annotation of a GenBank genome assembly